AUGAAGACAAGGUCGAUCGUCUUUCUGCACAACACCUUCUGUAUUAAUAUCAUUUUAUUUCUCGGUAUAUUUGCUGUGAAUUCCUCUCUCUAUAUCUCUUCACCGAUCUCUCUCUCUCUCUCUCUCUCUCUCUCUCGCUCAGCCUCUCUCUUUCUCCCUUUCUCCUUAUAUUUGAUUACCUUCUAUCUUGCUAUCUUGGUUGUACAUCACAGUUUGUCUCUUUCUUUCUACAUUUCACGAUGUCUCUCUCUCCGUCUGCCUGUCUCUCUCUCUCUCUCUUUUUUACUGACUCGCUGUUUUCUUUAUUUUUCUAUUAUAUUCGCUUUUUUCAAUCCCUCCAUCUCUCUUUCUCUCUUUCUCUCUCUCUCUCUCUCUCUCUGCUUAGUUAUAUGCGUUUUCUUUCGUUUCGCUAUCUAUCUAUGUAUCUAUCUAUCUAUGUCCAUGCCUCUAUCAAUCUGUUUACAUCUAUCUAUCUAUCUAUCUAUCUAUCUAUCUAUCUAUCUAUCUAUCACAAACUGCUCAUACCUCUCUCAAUCUGUUCAUAUUUAUCUAUUUAUCUAUCUAUCUAAGUAG
Acanthosepion pharaonis is the source of this 573-nucleotide messenger RNA. The record is from the annotation of a GenBank genome assembly. Lineage: Eukaryota; Metazoa; Mollusca; Cephalopoda; Sepiida; Sepiidae.